Phragmites australis (common reed) is the source of this 3456-nucleotide messenger RNA. RefSeq lists its product as uncharacterized. The transcript is spliced from 4 exons. Bases 384 to 3053 code for a protein of 889 amino acids. The record is from RefSeq and is a predicted model, not a curated record. Lineage: Eukaryota; Viridiplantae; Streptophyta; Magnoliopsida; Poales; Poaceae.
GUCCAAACCCAAUGGCUAGGCACCCGCACCACGACGCUACGCGUCUCGUGAGGUGAAUGCGAGGCGAUAAAACCACCGCGUCCGCACCUCUUCCCACCUGCCCGUCCGUACGCGACGAUGCGUCCCACCAUCCACCCCUCGUAGCCUCCACGCAUCCGCGGCCUGCCCCGUUCCCCUUCCGUUACCUCGCCUCUCGAUUCAGCUCGCAUCGCCGCCGCCUUCGCUGACCUGCGCGCUCGCGAGCCGAUUCGAGCCCACCACUGGCCAAUGGAGCAGAAAUUUCGAGAGAAUUUUGGAGCCAGUGGGGCGUGAACAGAAGCUGGUGCUGCGCUGCUCUGCUUUUUGUCGCGCACUGUUUCGCGUCAAUUCUCGCGCGAAAAGGGAUGGGGACGGGGGAGGGGCGGGAAAACGGCGGGAGGCAGCGGCGGUCGCUGGACGGGGACGACGACGACGAUGAGGAGUAUGUGGUGGAGGAAGAGGAUUACGCGGAGUUCUCCGCCUCGAGCGCCGGCGAGGAGGGGGAGGAUUCAGACGCGGAAUACGAAGAGGACGAAGACGAGGACGAGGAGGUCGAGUACGCAGUCGAGACGCCGCGGCCGAAGCGACCAGUAAAGGGCGGAGACCGAGGGCGGAAGGGGAAGGCGUAUCCCGCCGCGGCGCAGGAGUCAGACGCGGAAUACGAAGAGGACGAAGACGAGGAGGAGGAGGUCGAGUACGCCGUCGAGACGCCGCGGCCGAAGCGACCAGUAAAGGGCGGAGACCGCGGGCGGAAGGGGAAGACGGAUCCCGCCGCGGCGCGGGACUCAGACGCGGAAUACGAAGAGGACGAACAUGAGGAGGAGGAGGUCGAGUACGCCGUCGAGACGCCGCGGCCGAAGCGACCAGUAAAGGGCGGAGACCGCGGGCGGAAGGGGAAGACGGAUCCCGCCGCGGCGCGGGAUUCAGACGCGGAAUACGAAGAGGACGAAGAUGAGGAGGAGGAGGUCGAGUACGCCGUCGAGACGCCGCGGCCGAAGCGACCAGUAAAGGGCGGAGACCGCGGGCGGAAGGGGAAGACGGAUCCCGACGCGGCGCGAUCUCGGCGCCGGAGGUAUGAGGAGGACGAUGACUAUGAGGAGGAGCUCGACGAAGACGAGGACGUUGAGGAGGACCACGAUGAGCUCGAGGAGGUGGAGGCGGCGUCGCGGCGGCCGAAGAGCCUGGAGAAAUACUGUUGCCGUGGCCAAAAUAUGGAGCUGUCUCCGGUGGUUGAGCGAUCUCUUCCGCGGAGGCACGAGGGGGACGAUUUGGACUUCGAUCCUGACUUGGAUGACGAGGAUGAGAUGGAUGAGGACAUUGAUUUCGACCCCGAAGUAGAUGAUGAGGGUGAGUUCGAGGACGAGGAAGAGGAAGAGGAGAAACUGGGUGCUACCCGCGCCAGAAAGGUUACUGUCAAGAAUCCGGUGAAGCGAAAGUCUGUCUCGAAGAGGCGAUCGCAGAAUAAGAAGAAGAGUAGUGGAUCUAAAGUUUCCAGGAGGAAGGUGGGUUCAGCUAAAGCGAGGAAGCCAGCGCCUGUUAGGCGGCGGAGAAAGCGUUCGGUGAUUGAUCACUAUGAGGAAGAUGAUGACUUCAUUGUGGAGGAUCAGAUCAUGGAGAACCGUCACCCAAGGAAGAAAGCUAGAACCAUGACUGGGAGGAAGACAGAGAUGGGUCCUCCAGUAUCAGUUAUCGAGGAAGAGACAUGGCCAACUGUUGAUUCAGACACAUCAGACUUUGAGUUUGUGACAUCAGACGAGGAACCUGACAAUGUUGAGAUGCCUGUUGUUGAAACUACUAACGUCAGGAAGGGGAGGAAGAAGAGGAUAUCUGGGUCUGAGUCAUCCUCAGAUUCCGAAUUCAUUGUAUCAGAUAAGGAAUUGGAGAGUUUGAAGGAGACUGAGCCCCCACCAAAGGUUCUGCCACUGCUGCCUGCACAGAUGAGGAGGAUUUCUGUUACAAGGAAUGGAGAAGACAAGGGAAAGAAGAAAGAGGAACCGGAAGAAGUUGGGAAGCCAAUAUGCGGUAUCUGCCUCUCGGAGGAGCAGAGAGCGACUGUGCAAGGUGUCCUCAAUUGUUGCUCACACUACUUUUGCUUCGCAUGCAUCAUGGAAUGGUCUAGGGUAGAGUCAAGGUGCCCAUUAUGUAAGCAGCGGUUCACAACGAUCACCAAAUCAUCAAAGAUAGAUCUUGGUCUGGGACAGAGAAAAGCUGUAAUUAGAAUUGAAGAGCGUGACCAGGUUUAUCAGCCCUCUGAAGAAGAAAUAAGGCGCUGGUUAGACCCAUAUGAGAAUGUUGUGUGCAUAGAAUGCAAUCAAGGUGGUGAUGAUAGUCUCAUGUUACUAUGUGAUAUUUGCGAUUCCUCAGCACAUACUUAUUGUGUUGGCCUGGGAAGAGAGGUGCCUGAAGGAAAUUGGUACUGUGGAGGAUGUAGACUUAGUGAUGAGGGCCCAUCCUAUACCAGAAUACAACAUACAGUAGGUUAUGGAAGACAAAAUUACAGAAGUCAUGUUGAUGGUGGUUCCAUAGGUUUUGGCACUGCUGCACCAAAUGGCACAUUUGAAAGACCGCCAUCAAUCAACUCUCGCCGUACUUUUCAGGGGAUCGAUCUAAAUCUAUCCCCAAGAGAGGCUCCUGGGGAAAUUCAUCCUGUCGAAUCACAAGGUUCAACCGAUAGCGUAUCAACUCCUUCUGGAAGGCGUGCAACUGUUUCUGGAAGGCGUCAAAUACAUCGCUAUAUACGCAUUUUGCUAUCUACACCUAGGCCAACUAGAACAGAGGUGCACAAUAAUAACAUAGAGCGCAGUGGUGCUGUACCAAGAAUUGGAUCAAGCCGCCAUAACUUCCGUUCUUCAUCAGAAGCAAACACUUCACAGAUUCUACCUGAUGGCAUCCAGAACCAGCACAAUGACCUUCCAUUGGUUCAAGCUCACAACAGCAAUUUUGCUCCAUGCAUGUCCAUAGAUGGAAACGAUUUCCAACAAAUAGAAGGUGCCAGGAGUAACCUCAAGCACAUGUGUAGCAGAAGUCCUCGUUAGAAGGCCAUUCUACUCCAUGAACAUGUGCCAUUUUAAUGGUGUGUGGGAUUGAGCAUAACAACAGUGUGCCUGUUGCGGCAACUUAAUAUCCUCCAAGAAAUUACAAUCAUACUCUGGUUUGUGGCACCCAGCAUUUCUCAUUGAAAAUAGCUGGUCGAUGUGCUUCAGCUUGUUUGUCAGAGAUGUGGUCAAUGACAUAACAUACAUGCUAUCCCGAAGUCCUUUGUUUUAGUUUAGGCAUUUUUUGUUGUUAUUGUCAUCAUCAUUCAUUCAGUCAUUAAACACAACCUCAAAUAUCACACAGCGGCAAAGACGUUUGAAUGUCUGGAUAGCUUCAUAUUUAUACACUGUAACAUUGUGGGACACCAUUUUCAUUAGGCUGAUCAUUCUUUCUCUGACGAAA